GUCCGAGGCGGUUAGGGUGAGGCUGUGUGGUUUUGGUUUAGUUUACUUUAAUUUUAAUCCUAAUUUUGUAAUUUUACUUACUUUCGUGAAUACCGCUGUCGAGUGCAGACGCUCUUUACAAUAAGUGCUCGAAAUUAAGGCAUCUUUUUGUUAAAGUUUGUAAAAUAUUUAAAUUUAAAAUGCAAGAAACCGUUACAAACUCAAAUGAGAGGAAAUCUCUGUUUUCUUCUUUUUUGGAUGUCCUGGAGGCACGGGAUAAACAAGCUCAGGCAGAAAGACAAUUACAGGAAGAAAAAUAUCAACGACGAACUCAGAAAAUAUACGAUUUUCAUGAGCGUCAGCAGCGCGAGGCGGCGGAGCUGAAGCGCUGCCUGGACUACGUGUCGACGCACGCGCACGUGCUGGAGAGCGUGCUGCGCGGCGGCGACGCGGUGCCGCUGUCCGCCGCGCUCGUGCGCCAGGCGGCCGCGCUGCAGCGCUGCAUGGCGCAGUGCGUCGCCAACGCGGCGCGCAUCCGCCGCCUGCUCACCGCCGCGCACCAGCCGCAGAUGGACAACAUGCUGGCUAAGAUGGAAGCCGAGCUGAGCACGUGGACCGCAUUCCUGCAGCGCGCGGUGGACGCCACCUACAACACCGAGGUGGUCAUCGACAACUUGCACAAUAUGAUUGCUGAGCAGCGUCGCUGCGUCCGCGAAGUGUCGUCUAGUAGUGUGUUCACGUCGUUGUGCGGAGCGAGCGAGGCGGGGGAGGGCGAGGCGGUGUCGCCGGUGGAGCGGCGCGCGCUGGCGGCGGCGUGCAGCACGCCCAUCGCGCGCGACUAG
Molecule: messenger RNA, 821 nt
Organism: Zerene cesonia (dogface butterfly)
Lineage: Eukaryota; Metazoa; Arthropoda; Insecta; Lepidoptera; Pieridae
Exons: 5
Coding region: 180-821 (213 amino acids)
Source: RefSeq, a predicted model, not a curated record